AAAGAAUCCACGCAGAGCGGGCUGCGCUGCACAGCCUAGAGCUCUACGCUUGCGGUGUGGUGCUGUGUCCGGGUAGAAUCGCAUUCAAUGUCAUUAUUGCAUAUGUUCGUGCUAUGGCUAUAAAUCCGGAGCGGUCUGGUUUGCAACUUUCUUUCUUCAAAGUAGGACCAGCACCAGCACCAGAUGCAUCAGAGUUCUUGCGAAUCAAUUAAAUACUCUUGAAUAUAGAAGAAAAAGAUGUCGACCUCCCUCGCCGGCAAAACUGGCCUCGUUACAGGCGGCGCAAAGAAUUUAGGCGCUGACAUCGUGCGUGCCCAAGCAGCCGCAGGCAUCUCCCAGCUAGCCAUCCACUACAACUCGGCAUCCAGCAAGGGCGAAGCAACAAAGCUUGCCGCUGAAUUAAAGCAGUCGUAUCCAUCUCUGCAAACCGCGUUUUAUCAAGCCGACCUCACCACCGCAGACGCCGUGCAUACGCUUUUCCAAAACGUCAUCAAAGAGUUUGGGAAAGUCGAUAUUGUGAUUAACACCGUUGGGAAGGUGCUCAAGAAGCCGAUUACGGAGAUAAGUGAGAAGGAGUAUGACGAGAUGUUUGCGAUCAACUCCAAAGCGGCGUUCUUCAUUCUCAAAGAAGCAGCCGCGCACGUCACCGAGGGCGGCAAGAUUAUUACCAUCGUGACGGCCCUGCUGGCUGCUUUUACGGGCUUUUAUACCUCUUACGCAGGAAGUAAAGCGCCUGUUGAGCAUUUCACCAAGGGCGUGAGCAAAGAGCUACAAUCAAAGAGAAUCAGUGUAAAUGCUGUUGCGCCAGGGCCAAUGGAUACCCCAUUCUUCUAUCCCCAGGAAUCUCCCGAGGCAGUCGCGUUUCACAAGUCUAAUGGCAUGGGCAAUCGAUUGACCCAGACUUCGGAUAUUGCGCCGCUAGUACGCUUUCUCUGUACCGAGGGACAGUGGAUUACUGGACAGACCAUUUUCGCGAAUGGCGGAUAUACUUCUCGUUAAUUACCAUAGGGCGUAUUGCGAUCUUAAUAUGAUUUAGUUGCAUGCACAUGACCGUAGUGUAGAGCGCAAUGGAUGAACAAGUUAAAUCAAUAAUGUAAAGUGAUAUCCAAC
Molecule: messenger RNA, 1110 nt
Organism: Talaromyces proteolyticus
Lineage: Eukaryota; Fungi; Ascomycota; Eurotiomycetes; Eurotiales; Trichocomaceae
Product: short chain dehydrogenase reductase
Exons: 4
Coding region: 238-999 (253 amino acids)
Source: RefSeq, a predicted model, not a curated record